Xenopus tropicalis (tropical clawed frog) is the source of this 812-nucleotide messenger RNA. RefSeq names its product transmembrane protein 207 (gene tmem207). The coding region runs from base 66 to 368 and encodes 100 amino acids. The record is from RefSeq and is a predicted model, not a curated record. NCBI's taxonomy places the organism in Eukaryota, Metazoa, Chordata, Amphibia, Anura, Pipidae. The transcript has 4 exons.
CAAAGCACAGGAGACCAACGUACCAGCUGUGAGCUCCAAUCUAAAUAGGAUUUUUUACACUCAUAAUGAGGUUGAAAAUUGCAUGCUCCCCUUUCCUGAACCCUUUAACGGGAUUGGUUUAUUUUGCAUUUCUGCAGCCAGCAUCCUCCAACCCAUGUGACCAGAAUGAAAUAUGUGUCAGGUAUAUCGAACAGCCCUUUAAUGUAUGGUAUGUAUGGGUCUUCCUGAUUUUGCUGCUAAUCUUUAUUUUGCGCUGUUUGAUCUCCUGCUGCCUACAAUGCUGGAUAAAGAGACGCGCAAGAUAUUCAUCUAGACAUACAGUCACUGUGGUUACCUUGAGCAGCUUGGAUUCUGUAUACGGUAAAUGAAAAUUUAAUCAGAGAAACCCUGUUCCUGAGUGGAUUUGUUGUUUAGCUACUUUAGCUGUUACAGAAAAACACAAAUUCAAAUUACCGUUCAGGGGCUGGCAGCCAGGUCCUUUGCUCAAAUGUUGGAAAAACUGAAAAGGAAAAAAUCAUUUUUAAUGACAGACAAAUGAAGACUUUUUGCCUUUUACAGGUGUAAGAAUAUUCAAAUAUGUAAACAAAAUUAUAGGGAUACAUUAUACCUAAGGCUUACCUGGGAUAUAUUUGGAUUUCCAGUUUACAAGAAAAUAUAUAUAUCAAGGGGUCUUGAUAAAGGUCUUAAAUGGAGACCGAAACAUUGGUCUGUUUUUAGAUGUUUUAAAUAAAAGUAUUUUUUAUCUUUUUAUAAGGAAGGUUCCCAGUGUGCACCUUUUUUCAUGAGAUAUGUGAUUCCAGUACAGUUUUGGU